AGCAGAGGAUCCCUAUUCGCCGCUCGUAGCAUGACGCACUCCGGUUUCCCCCGAAUAUGCAAUGAGUUCCUUGAGGCUCCAGUGCAAAUAAAGAUAGCGGACCGCCGCCUGCGGCUUCAACUUUUUAUACUGACAACGUAAAGCUAUGCCUUUUGCAUAAUCGUGAACUAAGGGACUUAGAUCCCAGAAGGAGCCUGCGGGGUGAAGAAGAAGAAGGAGAAAGACAGAGGAGGAUACUUUCGGGCGGAGAAACGCAAAGUAACACAAUAGAAAAAAAGUGAACUUACGACCUAGAAUCAGAAGUUGUGAUUUACCUAAAACAGCGGAGAACCGAAAAAAACCAACAUUUCCGUUUUAAAGAUGAGUUUGAUGUCUGCUAUAGACACCAGUGCCAACGUGUACCAACCUGCACAGCUUUUAAACUGGGUAUAUCUCUCUUUACAAGACACCCAUCAGACCAGUGCAUUUGAUGCGUUCAGACCAGAAUCGAACUCUUCCCAUCCGGAACUGAGCUACACCAAGCCUCCCGCUGCUGACCUGGGCUCCUCUUUAAAUUCCAGCUAUCUGAACAACUUCUUUCAGCUCCAGAGGAAUGAGGCCUUGAAUAACAGCUUAUAUAAAGGUGCCUCCCCCUAUGGCUCCCUAAACAACAUUGUGGACGGACUGAGCUCUCUAACGGACCAUUUCUCCGAACUUUCCCUCUCCUCUGAGCCACGCAAGCCAAGCAAAAAGCCCCCUCCCAACUACCUGUGUCAUCUUUGCUUCAACAAGGGACACUACAUAAAGGACUGCCCCCAGGCACUAAAAGAGACAGCUGCAGGGGCAGAAGAUCCGGAGGACCCCGAAACACUGGUCCCUUUUAGCUUUUCCUGGUUGCAGUCCUGCAGCAGCACCUGACUGUGGCUCUCACAUAAAGGCCGGCCUUUUGGGGGGGGGCGGGAGGUGGGGGUUGCGGAAAUCGCCAGUUAAAUAGCAGUGCCGCAGGGGUGCAGCUGAUGGAUGACAGUGUUAUUUCUGUGCUUCUUCAAAGAAGUGAAGCCAUCAAACUGGCUCUUCUCCAACCACCUUUGUAUCCCGCGAUGAAAGGGAGGUGGAUCUUUAUGCGCGUCUGUUGGAACAUCUGAAAAACCUCGGCUAAAAAAUAAAGCUAAUAUAUUGACAGCGACAAGAAUGUGUGCAGUUAGGUACAGAGUGGAGUAAGGUUUAUAUAAAUAAGAUCAGUAAGCUGAGGAAUGCAGCUGUACAAUUUGAGAAACGUGUGUAAUGUAAACAGAUGGAAGGAGCGCGGGUUUCGGCCGCAGAGCCUCUCUUUGACUUCUGCACCAUCCGGCUUGAGCCAAAAUAUACUUCAUUUGGCUUUACAUUCUACCGGUGGUUAAGUGAAGGCAAAACAAGCCCUUUGAUUCGAUGCAUGUCUUGGGAUAGCACACGCUGUCGUGGGGUUUCAUGUAAACUCAGGCGUCGCGUACUUGCUUUUCGACGUGUUAUGUGGUGAACCACAAACUUCUGAUUUAAACAACUUUCCUAGGGGCCCUUGCAGAAAUCGGUUCAAGUGCAUUAAACACAAGUGUUGAAUCCUUGUUUUCAGAUCUUUCUUAGAUAGUGUUUCAGAUUGUGAGUUCACAUAAAUUGUUGAUUUAAUUGGUUUUAUAGCGGCACGAUAGUAACUAACCUGUAAUAAACAGCAUGUUUUUAUACCGGAUUAAUGAUAUAUUUUUAAUGGCAGAGAUAUUUUCAAAAAUUGGAAGACUUUUGUUGCAUUGGUGAAAUUUUUCUUUGAUACUAAUUAUAGUUGACACUGUAUAUCAUUCACGUUUCACCCUCAUUUCUGGGCAUUCCUUAAUGAGCACAUGGAUACCGGGUAUAGAGAGGGAGUGUAGCCUCCAUUCUUGCCCUCUGCCUUUUAACAUUUGUGGCACUUGUGUUGCUCUCUGACCUCCGGUGACUGUGUUUUACUGCACAGGCAGAGAGUGAAAGCUGCUUCCUCAAUCGGGAAGAUGAGGCUCAUCUUAUUGGCCAUGUGCAAGUUGCUGGCACCAAUCCUGUCAUUGAGGGGUAGGGACAGGGACAGCCAGCACACGAGUCCCCUUUCCCUACGUGACACACGGCUGGGGAAUGACUGCAUGUAAUUGCUAGAUCAUUCUGCAAUUAUUUUUCACUCGUGACUACGGCGCUCUUGACUGGACUUCAACAAGUUGUGAAAAAAAACCUCAAGUCAUUUUGCAAUCGUUUAAAAAUCGCCAACAGUCGGAGACUAGAAGCAUGUGACUUUAACAACAAGACUUUUCUUUCACGUGCUACAUUUAUUUGUAGGUUUUCCUUGUGCCACCCUCUACCACCUCCAGCUAACAUAUAACUUAAAACAGUCAGUGCGGCUCCAUGAUGGGUUUCAUGUUUUCCUGUGCUAUCCGAAUGUGCACUUCAUCUGGCUUUGAUUUCCUUUCCCCGCGGUCCUUUACGGCUUGAUUGGAGAGCCUUCUCCAGCUGGGAGUGAUGACUGCGCCGCUGAAGUAUUUGUCCUGUAGCAGGACGCCUCUGCUCAUUGGUUGAGCUCUCAGGCUUGGGCCCCCGUUGCUGUCCUUGGAGGCCACAGCUGGAGGGAGGACCCCCAUUUCAAAUCUGAUGUGCGUUAAAGAUUUACAGUCGAGGGCUAUACCUUCCUAGCCAGUUAACUGAAUUUUUAGUUACCUCAAUCUGAAACUAUUUCUUCCGAUGAUUUUUUUUUUUUUUUUUUAAAUGACCCACUAAAUGUUACUGAGAGAUUCUAAGGAUUUUGUCUUCACUGAGAAAAUGGGCAGCACAGCCUUUUCUCAAUAGAAUAAGCUUGAAUUUUAAGGCCUUUAUUGAAUCUGUAAAUUAUGUGAAUGGGACAUAAUACUUUGACUAAAAAAAUCACAUCAGUCACUUAAUUAUUAACAGUUUAUGGCAGUCAACAAUUGUCUCACCUGAAAAUAGGCUAGGGUCAAAACAAGUACCUGUUAACUUUACAGGGGUUAAUAAAGACAGAAAUAUUUUAAAGCAUUCUACACCUGUAAGUACAUCGGCGGGUCAGUAUAAUGGCAGCUCUGCUGGUUGGCUUCUUGCUAGGUCUCUCAGAUGCAUCCAUUACACGUAUCUUGCAUGUGCUGAAUUUGUAGUCCUUUUGUUUCCGAGCAUUGCGCAAUACGGCCGUGUAAACACAACCAAAACUCACCCUUUGCCCCAAGCAGCUGUUGUUUAAACUGUUCUUGAAAUCACUGUCGUCAUUUCAUAUUUAUCCUUUGUAGAUCAUUUUUCUUGCAGCUUUUGUUUUCACAGAAAGAUGGACGAUCUUAGGUUAUGCAUUCGGGAAGCUUUUGCUCAGUCACCGCUGCCCCAGUUAAACCUUGAACAAUCAGUGAAUAAACGCAAUACCAGUGAUCAUCUUACACUAAAAUCUUAUGCAUCUUAU
Messenger RNA from Paramormyrops kingsleyae, 3430 nucleotides. The record is from RefSeq and is a predicted model, not a curated record. Lineage: Eukaryota; Metazoa; Chordata; Actinopteri; Osteoglossiformes; Mormyridae.